Molecule: messenger RNA, 585 nt
Organism: Penicillium coprophilum
Lineage: Eukaryota; Fungi; Ascomycota; Eurotiomycetes; Eurotiales; Aspergillaceae
Product: PRKRIP1 family protein
Exons: 1
Coding region: 1-585 (194 amino acids)
Biological process (GO): negative regulation of protein kinase activity
Cellular component (GO): nucleolus
Molecular function (GO): double-stranded RNA binding; protein kinase inhibitor activity; protein kinase binding
Source: RefSeq, a predicted model, not a curated record
AUGUCCGAACCAGGCCCAGAAUCCAUCCCCACAAGCGCAGAUCCCCGCAGCAAGCGUCCAACAAAGCGACGCGCCGUGACACCACAUUCCGAAGUCGCCAAUGAGAUCCAGACACUCUUCAAAGACCCAAGCAAAGAUCUGCAACUUCCCAAUGCUCUGAAACCGCGCACCGUAGCGUCACUCUCAGCGCCGCCAGAGAUCGUCACCAAUGUGCAGGGAUCAUCGGCCGGUGCGGGAUCUGGCGAAUUCCACGUGUACAAGGCCAGUCGGAGGCGGGAAUAUGAAAGACUGCGGAUGAUGCAGUCUGAGGUGGAUAAUGAGAAGAGUGAUGAGGCUUGGAAGAAAGAGCGCGAAGAAGCAAGGCGCAAGGAUGAGGAGAAGACAGAGAAGAAUCGGAGGAGGAGGGAGAAGAAGAAGAAUGCGCGUGGAAAGAAGGGUGGUGGUGAUCAGAAUGAUGUUGCUCUUGUGAAGAGCGCGGCUGCCCCGGGCUCCAUGGUUACUAUGGAAGGCCAGGAUGGGGCCGCUGCGGAUGUGCAAAUGGCCCAGCAGGAAGUUCCUGGUGUGAUUUUCCAUGAUGAGGACUAG